CUCGGCCUCUUGGGCUGGGGCGGGCACGGGCUGCUUCGCUCCAGCCGCGCUUCGCUGGUUUUCUGAAGCCAUUCAGCCUGGGUGUCCCUAGGGGAGUGUUCAGACGCCUCGAUCUCUGUCACUAUGAAGUCACUCGGGAGUGAAGAUGAACAAGCCCGUAACGACUUCGACGUACGUCCGCUGCAUUAGCUAUGGGCUCAUGAGGCGGCUGGCAGAUUUCAUCGAUCCGCAAGAAGGAUGGAAGAAAUUAGCAGUCGACAUCACCGACCCGUCCGGUGAAAGCAGAUACAACCAAAUGCAUAUAAGGAGAUUUGAGGCAUUUGUACAAAUGGGAAAGAGCCCCACAUGUGAAUUGCUUUAUGACUGGGGAACAACAAACUGUACAGUUGCUGAUCUUGUGGAUCUGCUGAUUAGGAAUCAAUUCUUAGCACCAGCAAGCCUUUUGCUUCCAGAAGCUGUAAGGACGGCACAAGAAGUUACAUUACCUCUUUCUUCACAGGAAACCUUGUCUAUACAUGAAAAACAACUGCCUAUACAGGAAAAACAAGUGGCAUCUGUAAAGCCAGAGUACUUGGCCCAGAGUACUGAGAAGCCACAUUCGGUUCCUUUCUGCUUAAGUGAAGAAAAUAGUAGCUUACAGUCCAAUAACACAGAUUUCCAUAAUUUUUGGUUUCGUGACUUGGAAAGUGUUACAAAUAAUUUUGAUGCGCGACCAGAAUCAGCUGGAGGCAAUAAACUGGGAGAAGGUGGCUUUGGCGUUGUGUUCAAAGGCUUUAUCAAUGGCAGAAACGUGGCUGUCAAGAAGCUCGUUGCUAUGGUUGAUGUUAGUGUUCAGGACUUGAAACAGCAAUUUGAUCAAGAAAUAAAAAUGAUGGCAAAGUGUCAGCAUGAAAAUCUAGUAGAAUUACUUGGUUUCUCAAGUGAUGGUGCUCAGCCAUGUCUGGUGUAUGAAUACAUGCCCAAUGGUUCAUUGCUCGACAGACUUGCUUGUCUGGACAAUACUCCACCAAUUUCUUGGAAUACAAGAUGUAAAAUUGUUCAAGGUACAGCAAAUGGCCUGAACUUUUUGCAUGAAAAUAAUCAUAUUCACAGAGAUAUUAAAAGUGCAAAUAUCUUAUUAACUGAUACAUAUAUGCCAAAAAUUUCUGACUUUGGACUUGCAAGAGCAUCUGUAACAUUCACACGAACAAUCAUGACUGAAAGAAUUGUUGGAACAGCAGCCUAUAUGGCGCCUGAAGCUCUGCGAGGAGAGAUAACACCUAAAUCUGAUAUCUUCAGUUUUGGAGUAGUCUUACUAGAAAUAAUAACAGGUCUUCCUCCAGUAGAAGAAAACCGGGAACCACAGUUACUGUUAAGUAUCAAAGAUGAAAUUGAGGAUGAGGAAGCAACUAUUGAGGAUUAUGUUGAUGAAAAGAUGAGUGACUGGGAUGCACCUUCGGUUCAUAAAAUGUAUUCGAUUGCUAAUCAAUGUCUGAAUGAGAAAAAAAACAGAAGGCCAGACAUUAAGAUGGUCCAACACCAUCUACAAGAGAUAAAAACUUGAUGUGUGUUUCUUCUGAUACAUAAAUGUUUUUGUAAUGGAGUAAAUACCAGUAGCAAAUACUUUAUUAGUAUUUAGUGUGACAUUAUCAGCUUUUCUGCUUUCCAGAACUUUCUGGUCUGCAUGUAAGGUGUGCUGUUAGCCUGUCACCAUUGUGCUGUUUUUGUUAACUGAGCAGCCUUUUCACAUAUCCACUGGGCCCUUAAAAUGAGAAAAUUUCUUUUGUAUUAACAGAUUGCAGUGCUGGUACAUCUCCACAGCUUUUUAAAAUGCAUUUCUAUAUUAGAAUCUAUUUAAUUCUUUUCAUUUACAAGUGCCAAGUAUGUCUGCUGCAAAGGCAUAUGUUAGUAUCAGGGUGGAAUGUUUUUUCUGCAAAUUGCUAUCUUGAUCAGGUAUACUAGACCUUUUUCUGUUGAAGAUACAAACAUUUAAUAGAUAUAAAUGGCACUUAUGUUGCCUUUUAGGGAAAGAUUUAAAACUUUAUUUGGCAUUUUAACUUGAGAGUUUACAUUAUUGCCAGUGGACUGGUAGCAUUUGUGAAUGUGACUUUUUCAAAAAGUCUUCUCAGGAUUAGUUUUAGUCAAAGGCUGCAAGAUAUUCUAGGCUGGUUUUUGGUUUCAAGGAUUCUCAGGCAAAAUUAUCUCACAGUGUUCAUAGGAAAGCUUAGCUACUUUGAGUAUUUUACGCUUUAGGAGAAGAUUCCAUAUGGAUUAUAAAUACAGAUGGCUUAUUAUGUUGAAGGGGCCAGAAUAAUAAUAAUUAAGACCAGUUCUGCAUUUUCCUUAGUCAACUAAUUAAGCUCUUUUU
Messenger RNA from Falco peregrinus (peregrine falcon), 2347 nucleotides. It is a transcript of the gene IRAK4, whose product is annotated as interleukin 1 receptor associated kinase 4. The transcript is spliced from 12 exons. Gene Ontology annotation, molecular function: protein serine/threonine kinase activity; ATP binding; magnesium ion binding. Bases 146 to 1543 code for a protein of 465 amino acids. Gene Ontology annotation, biological process: signal transduction; protein phosphorylation. The record is from RefSeq and is a predicted model, not a curated record. Lineage: Eukaryota; Metazoa; Chordata; Aves; Falconiformes; Falconidae.